Molecule: messenger RNA, 1365 nt
Organism: Leptosia nina
Lineage: Eukaryota; Metazoa; Arthropoda; Insecta; Lepidoptera; Pieridae
Source: the annotation of a GenBank genome assembly
AUGAAAACAGUAUUCAAUGGGCUGCGUAGAUUUUUCCACCGGGAUACAUGUGAUUAUGCUUUAAAGAAAACUAUUUUGAAGAGAACUAGAUCCAAGAUGGAUGAAAAUCUAAAAUUCCGUGAAAAUCCAAUUGUAAUGAAGUUGAACUCCACUGCAUUCCAAAAUAUUUUCACUCAGGAAGUUCUUGACUUAAAAGCGAUAUUUGAUAAAUAUAAUUAUGAACUUCGUAUUGCCGGAGGGGCUGUCAGAGAUCUUUUAAUGGAUCAGCAAGCUAAGGAUUUAGAUUUUGCUACUACAGCAACUCCCAAUGAGAUGAAGGAUAUGUUUACAAAGGAAAAUGUUAGAAUGAUCAAUAUGAGUGGAGAAAAACAUGGAACAAUUACGCCUCGGAUCAAUGACAAAGAAAAUUUUGAAGUAACAACAUUGAGAGUUGAUUUAGUCACGGAUGGACGGCAUGCUGAAGUAGAAUUUACAAAAGACUGGAAAUUAGAUGCAAACAGGCGAGAUUUAACAAUCAAUUCUAUGUUUCUUGGUUUUGAUGGCUCUGUAUAUGACUAUUUUUAUGGAUAUGAUGAUCUCAUGAAACGAAGGGUUGCCUUUGUUGGAGAUCCUGAUGUAAGAAUUAAAGAGGAUUACUUAAGAAUCAUGCGGUAUUUCCGUUUUUAUGGAAGAAUUGCUAAAAGUCCUGAUAGUCAUGAAGAGUAUACAUUGAGAGUUAUUGAGAAAAAUGCUGAUGGCCUUCAGAAUGUAUCGGGAGAAAGAAUAUGGAUGGAAUUGCAAAAAACUUUAGAUGGAAAUUUUGCUGGCAACUUAUUAAAGACUAUGCUCAAUGUAGGUGUUGGAAAAUAUAUAGGUAUACCCCAUCCUAACAUUGAGUCAUUAGACAGAUUACUGAAGAGAAGUCAACAUUUAAAUCUACACCCUAUGAGCUAUUUAGCUGCCUUAUUGAAUGACAUUGAUGAUGUCACACUAUUGCAUUGUAGAUUAAAGUUUUCUGGCUAUCAUAGGGACAUGAUUUAUUUCAUUGUGGAGCACAGAGAUAAAAAUGACUUAACAAGACCAUUAUUGCCAUAUGAAAAACUAAUUUUAAACUCUAAAAUAAAACAAAAAAACAGUGUAGAAUAUGUACUUGAAUUACUGAAGUACAGGGGUGAUGAAACACUUUUGAAACUAAUAAGAAAGUGGGAGAUACCCCAGUUUCCUGUUACUGGUAAAACUUUAAAAGAAAAUGGAGUACCGCCUGGCAAGAUGUAUGGGAAAAUUAUAGAGAAACUAAAAAACAUAUGGAUUGAAAAUGAAUACAAACAAACCUGUGAAGAUUUGGUAAAACUCAUUCCAAGUUUUAUGGAUGAUUAUAAAAAAUAA